Messenger RNA from Saccostrea cuccullata (small rock oyster), 4980 nucleotides. Its product is annotated as myb-like protein X. The record is from RefSeq and is a predicted model, not a curated record. The coding region runs from base 1 to 4980 and encodes 1659 amino acids. The transcript is spliced from 3 exons. Lineage: Eukaryota; Metazoa; Mollusca; Bivalvia; Ostreida; Ostreidae.
AUGAAGGAAACAAUUUCCUUUGUGAUAUUGCUGACAAAAGUAUGUUUUGUCAUCGCAGAAACUGAUAAAAUAUCUACAAAUUCCACAGCAGAAGGAUUAAAAGAUUUGAACAAUACAACCGAAUUUGAAACUACGAUAUAUAAUACUUCUAGCAUACUUGCCAUUCAAGAUGAAACUUUAAAAAAUGAAAGUGAUGAAAACACAUUCAGUAUCUCUAACAAAUCAGAAAAUGUGUCGGCCUAUAGGGAUGAAAAAAGAGAGAUAAUCCCGUCGGCUCAAGAAAUUGCCAAGAAGAAUCUUUACACAAUUAUAAAGAUCCGAUUACUUGGAAAUCUUCUUCAGCGUCUGCCUGUAGAAAAAAGACAAAUCCUCUUCAUGAAUGCUAUGAAACAGGUAAGCAAGGACACCAAGGACACACAAAACAAGCACACCAGAGCAAAAGCGUUCUCUAUUCAUCACCGCAGUAUGGAUAACAGCGAAGAAAGUAGCCCUGAGAGUCAGGAAAUUUCGGAAGUAAAGGCCGACAACAAUGGAGAAGAUAUGGACAUGUCUAGCAAGGAAAAUACAGUUCAUUACAAUAAGCAAACAGAACAAGAGCUGAACAUCUUAAAAAACCAAGUGAGUGAUGAUGUUAAACAGUUGAUGAAAACGGUUUUCCCUGGCGUCGAUUCCAACGCACCUGGAAAUGCAGUGUACAAGAAAAAGGGGCAUAUGAUGCAAAUUCAAGGGAUACCUAAAAACCAACAACUUCAAAAACAGAACUUCGACUUCUUUUCCACCACUGAUGAUUUAAGCCAUGGUCCAACUAUUUCCGGUUUCGCAUCGACAGAACACUAUAUGAAGGAUGCAAAGUCAGCUGAACAGGAAAAUUUCAUUGCAAAGAAGACACGGCCACAACCUGUUUUUCUUAGAUAUAAUAAUUUUCUGCCCCGUUUGCCAAAUUUAGAGAACAAUCCCGACCCGAAAGAUAAGAUCAGUGACGAUCAUUUCAAAGAAUCAAAACAAAUGUAUACCACACAAUCCUCAACGACGCCGUCUACAAUAAUUCAGCAACCUUAUCUUCAUGUCGAACCAUUGCAGGAAACACUGAAUCUGAAUCCAGUUAUUUACAAUGCUCUAAGUGAAGAAUCACAGUCAUCUGAAAUUGUUUUCAGCAAAAGCGAAAAGAAUAAAAAAGAGAGAGAUGACAUACAAAAUCAUCAUAAUGAAAAUUAUGAAAGUUCGAUUUAUACAAUUGAAGAAGAAAGAGACAAUGUACCAUCUCACAACAGAGAUUAUCCUAAAGAAAAUGAUGCUUCCAAGAGUAGCGAAGAAGACCUUUCUUAUGACUACAAAUUCGAUACAAGAUCAGAUUUAUCACAGUUCAAUCCAUAUCCAUCAACUGAUGUACAAGAUUACUAUGAAAAUAAUCUUUUAAAUUCAGAUCAUUCAAACGCUGAAGAGGCCGUUAAAAUCAUAUAUGAUCUCUUCAAUGAUUACGAUGACCAUUUUAGGGAUUACGAAAAUGAGCAACUUAACUUCGAAGUUGAACUUUAUCCAACCUCGACCCUAACUCCGUUGGGCACAACACAGAAAAAUACAGGCAUUAUCGUCGAUAAAUUCAGAAAAGAUAGUUCCAAACAAUAUUACGUAGACAUAAGCUCAGAAAUUUCUUCUGGAAACAGCAACUCAAAUAACAAAAAUAGUGAAUCACAAUCAAGAGAGACAAAAUAUGAUCCAGCAGAAAGCUACAUCUCAUACAAUAGAGGAGGCAAACUUACAUAUCAACAUGAUGUAAAUGGCAAAAACUAUUUCACAAUAGACAGUAGAAACCCAACUGCAAAUAGCGACAAUGAUUCAAUAAGCACAGACGAAAGUGAAGAAUAUCACAAAAGUUUCAACAAUAAACAUAGUAAAUCUUCUGAAGAUGUGAGCAGUCCUGAAAAUGUUGACUCUUACACUGGUGUAGAAAAUAUUUAUUUCAACGAAGAUUCUGGGAGUAGUGAAGAAUUUGGUGGGAAUGACAAGAUCAACGACAGCACCUUAACUACAAAGGAAGAAAAAAUGAAGGACAAAAGCAAUUCCAGUGAAGAAAAUGUGACCUUCUGGGAAAAUACCAACACAAAGGACAGUAAUUCAAAAGUAGAAAGUUACCAAAACGAUAAAUCCGGAGAAACAUUUCAAAAUAACGACAAUAUUUUUAGUGGAAGUAGAGAAACUGAGGAAGGCAAUAACAAAUCUACCGCAGGGAAAAGUGAAGAAUCUAAGGAUAGCAGCGAAGAAAUCAUUACAAAUAAAAAGUAUUCUGGUAGUCACCCAAAAGACACUAGUGACGUUCAACAUUACAAAGAUAGUAUGACUUACGAACAAAGCAGUGAAUCAACUGAAAAUAAGUUUAUAAAAGAAUUUACCAAUGUAAACAGCGAAAUGUCUUCAAAAGAUAAAAGUGCCUCAAAAGAGAAUGAUAGAAGCUCUUCAAGCAACGAAAAUGAAAAUUUUGAUAGUUUAGAGGACAGCUCUAUUUCUUGUGAAGGAGAAUAUUGUUACUCAUACUCUUCAACUGAUUCUACAGAGAAAGAAAACGAUUACAGUGAAAAAGAGACAGUAGAUCAAGAUGAUUCAAAAAGCAUUGAAGAAACAUCGGAACAAAAGAAACUUAAACAAUUAACAAACAAUAAAAGUUCACAUUCAGAAGAAUACACCAGUUCAGUAAAAGAAAGUGAGUCGGAGGAGCUUUCUAAUUUUAAGUCAUCAGAAGAACAGAUUUAUAAAAAGAAUGAAGGUGAAAAGGCAGAGAGCAGAGAACAGUUUUCUGAAAGUAGAAGCCUUCCUUCAACCUCUGACACAAUAUACAGUGGCAGCAGUGAAAGUUCUGAGAAAAGAAAUGGUCUUGAAAAAGACGUUCAAUAUAGUGACUCUGAUGAAUACUUCCUAAAUCAUGAUAGAAUGAGUGGACAAAACAGUGAUGAAAUUUCUGAUGAUGACGACGAACAGCUAAGUAAAGAAAAUGAUAUGUCAAAAUCGGAUGAAAGCAAAGGUCAAAGUAAUGAAAAUAAGGUAUACUCAUCAAAUAUAAGCUUUGGUUCUGGGAGUAGUGAAGAAAACCAUCACGAAAAAGAAGUGAAUUCCGACAGUUCUGAAACUGAAUUAAGCAGUGAAGAAAGUCAGGAACAAAUAAGAAAAGUUAAUCUCGAAAAGGAAGAAGUUGGAAGUGAUGGAAAAAAUGAGGAGCAAUCAAAACAAAAUUCAGAAUAUAAAAAUAGCAUCGAAAAACCUGAUAAUUAUUAUGAAGAUAGUUCUGAAGAAACUGUUUAUAGUGUAGGAAGCAGUGAAGAACCUGUAUAUAAUCAAGAUAUUACUGAAGAACCUGAAAAUCAUGAAGAUAUUACUGAAGAACCUGAAAAUUAUGAAGAGAGUACAGAAAAACUUGAGAAUAAUGAAGAUAGUUCGGAAGAACCUGAUAAUAAUGAAGAUAGUAUUGAAGAACCCGAAAAUAAUGAAGAUAGUAUUGAAGAACCCGAAAAUAAUGAAGAUAGUAUUGAAGAACCUUAUAAUAAUGCAGAUAGUACUGAGAAACCUGAGAGUAAUGAAGAAAGCACUGAAGAGCCUGAUUAUAAGGAAGAUAGCACUGAAGAACCUGAUAAUAAAAUGAAUAGUACUGAAGAACCUAAUGAUAAUGAAGGCAGUAUUGAAAAAUCAGAUAAUAAUGCAGAUAGUAUUGAAGAAGCAAAAGAUGAAUAUUCAAUGAAACCUCUUAGCAAUGAAACUACUGAAGAAGAACCAAUGGAAGAGAAUAACAUAGAGGAGAAGAAAAGGGAAAGCAGCAGUGAUGAAAAACCGACAGAGAAAAUCAUGAUUCUUGAAAAGGAAAGUAAAAGUCAAGAAAAUAGUGAAGAGGAAUCAAAAGAAGAAAAUAAAGACGUUACAGACAAUAUUGUUGAUCAGAAUUCGAAAGAGCUUUUUUCAGAGAUGAAAAUGAAAGACUCUGGUGAGGAUAAUAAAAAUGACGAAGAUACCCAAGUCAAGGAAAACAAAAUGGAACACAAGAAAGAAGCGAAAGAUCCGAAAGACAAAGGCUCUAAUGACAAUGACAAUCCAGACUGUAAAGAUAAGAAAAAUGAGGACUACUUCAAUAAUGACAAGAGUGGUGAAAUAAGAAAUGACGAUGAUCUUGAGAAUGCCGUUGAGAUGAUCAGUGAAAUGUUUCUUUUCGACAUCGACAAGUCAAAGAGUAAUGAACAUAACGAUUAUAACUCCAAAAGGAAGCACAGCACACUGAUGAAAUAUGAUAAAGAUAGAAGAGUGAGUUAUCUUCUUAAAACGCUUUUUAAUUUACGAAAGCAGUGGUUAAAGAGAAGGUAUGGUUCUAAAGAUACAAAGUACAGCUCUAAAUAUGAGCGACAUAAUAAAGACUCGUCAGAUCUUCGCAUGACACUGCCAACUUUAAAAAAGAACUUGUACGAAAAACCAAGAAAAAUAGGGUCGGUGUAUGGACACAAACUUUACGGACCUCAUGGAUCAAGACUCUUCCUUCAUCGGCCCUCCCAUCUUUCCUCCUCAUCAUAUAACAAAAUCCGCCGUUCACACUUUAACAAUCUUCAUCCUAAGCCGCGCUAUGAAUCAUCAUUGUCCAGAUACUUACAAGGUCGAAGAAGGCAUCUGUAUGACAGUCACUCUUCCAACUUACGACCCAGCUAUGUAAGAAGUGGGUAUGGGUCCAGAAGAAUGCAAAUACGUUUCGAAAACAACAGAAAUUAUUUUGGCAAAAUCAAGAACGAUGAAUCCCAAACUAGAAAAGAUUUAUUAGGGUUAUCUAAUUUUUUGACAAAGCGUUCAAGAAACGGCAUUGAUGGUUCCAUAACAGUGAAUCAAGGAAGGGAAUAUAAUAGAAAUAACAAUAAUGAUUAUGAUCCAUACCACAAUGAUGUCAUCCAUUACAUGAACAACUUCGAUGACGAUACAGUGAUUGUUCAUCCACUUGUCACUAGCAGUAGCUAUUAG